Molecule: messenger RNA, 461 nt
Organism: Homalodisca vitripennis (glassy-winged sharpshooter)
Lineage: Eukaryota; Metazoa; Arthropoda; Insecta; Hemiptera; Cicadellidae
Exons: 3
Coding region: 26-373 (115 amino acids)
Source: RefSeq, a predicted model, not a curated record
CACUAUCUGCCAAGAUGUAACAGAUAUGGAGAUAGAGAAACCAACGGUUGAGGCGCCGGUCACUGGCAGGGCGUUGGGUAUUGUGUUGUUCACCCUGGCCCAAUUCACGUGGGUGUACCUGAUGCAGGGCAGUCGACAAAUGCAAGAAGAAGGUCCAGUUUGCAACACUGUAGGCCAACCGUGUGACAGCGUCCAGGUGACCUGCUGUUGGCCUGCCUAUUGUAACAUCUCAGGAGAAACAGGAUUGUUUGGACUCUGCCUGGAGGAAGAAAAUAAUUCUAAACUGCGUCCUUACUUCUCUAAAAUAGGAGAAAAGAUCAAGAAUAGCGUAGAAGCCUUUAACAACUUUGUCAAGUACUGUCGUUCUACAUAAACAUCUACUACUUUAAAAUAAUGUCAUUAAUUUCAAAUAUUGUGCUGUUUUAUUAUUGUAGUGUAUUAAUAAAUUAUUAUACAUUUAA